Spea bombifrons (plains spadefoot toad) is the source of this 870-nucleotide messenger RNA. Its product is annotated as asialoglycoprotein receptor 1-like. The coding region runs from base 34 to 864 and encodes 276 amino acids. Gene Ontology annotation, molecular function: signaling receptor activity. Lineage: Eukaryota; Metazoa; Chordata; Amphibia; Anura; Pelobatidae. The record is from RefSeq and is a predicted model, not a curated record. The transcript is spliced from 8 exons.
GGUUUUCAGAAGAGACGUUCUCUCUCCUGGGAAAUGCCCAACGAUCACCAGGACCAGCAGUGUCUGCAGCCAGAGGAACCUCUGGGGAGCCGCGCAGUCUUCAAGAUGGGCUCCUGGUACAACUCGUCCUCCUCGCGUCUCCUCAACGGCCUGUGCUGCACCUGCGCGUUAUUCCUCGUCAUCAUCAUCAUCCUCAUCGUGUGUCUCAGGAACCCGAGCGUGAAAGAGCCGGAUCGGAGCUUGGAUUAUAAGAUCGGUAACCUGAGUGUGGAUGUGAACUCACGAGUGGAUCGCUUGUCUCAGGACGACACAAGACUGAUGGACAAGCUAAAAGAUGUUGAGGCGUCUCUACAAAAGAUGGUGGCUGCAAGUGCUAAAGACACGCUGGAGAGGGACAUGCAGAGAGUGCUAGUGACCAUGGCAAAGCUGCUGGAACGGGUGAAGACGCUCCAAGUUAACGGCUCCAAAGAGGAUUCCUGCCCCUUGGGAUGGGCGUACCACAUGCUCAGCUGUUACUACUUCUCCAAGAUAGGCAAAUCCUGGGAUGAUUCCAAAAAACUGUGCGAAGAGGAUAAUUCUCACCUGGUGGUUAUUAACACUGAGGAGGAACAGGAAUUUGUUUCCAUGCUUUCCAAGCGGCAGUUUAUGUGGAUCGGAUUGACGGAUGUUGAUGGGGAAUGGAAAUGGGUUGACGGGACCAAGUAUGACUCCGCCCCAAAGAAUUGGAUUGUCGGUCAGCCUGAUGAGUUUUACGGCCACGGACUCGGCGGCGGGGAGGACUGUGCCCAUCUACACUACAGUGGCGAGUGGAACGAUGACCACUGCUCCCGCCAGUACAAAUACAUCUGUGAGAGGGAAGUCUAAACGAAA